Sarcophilus harrisii (Tasmanian devil) is the source of this 1645-nucleotide messenger RNA. Its product is annotated as BRCA1-A complex subunit Abraxas 1-like. The transcript has 9 exons. The record is from RefSeq and is a predicted model, not a curated record. Lineage: Eukaryota; Metazoa; Chordata; Mammalia; Dasyuromorphia; Dasyuridae. Gene Ontology annotation, cellular component: nucleus. Gene Ontology annotation, molecular function: polyubiquitin modification-dependent protein binding; microtubule binding. Gene Ontology annotation, biological process: mitotic spindle assembly; protein K63-linked deubiquitination; attachment of spindle microtubules to kinetochore.
UCUGAACUCACGUGCUCGCGCCGGCCGGAAGAGACGUGGGAGGAGGUUGGCGACGCGUGCAGUCUCUCAACGACCUGGGCCGAGAGAGGAGCGGCAGCAUGGACUUCAAGGAGACUUCGGCGACGCUCUCGGGGUUCUUGUUUAGCGCGCUCGCUUUCCAGCAUCUUAACUCCAAGACCGACACGGAAGGUUUUCUUCUUGGAGAAAUAAGAGAUGAUUCAAAGGACAACAUUAAUGAUGAUCCAGGCUUUUCAGUGACUGAGAUUGAAACUGUUUCUGUAGUUGACAUACAAAGGUACAUUCCAUGCUAUCAGCUUUUCAGCUUUUAUAACGCAUCAGGUGACAUCAAUGAACUGGAACUGAAGAAGAUCAUCCAAUGCUAUGAAAAGAACGUGAUCGGAUGGUACAAAUUCAGACGUAAUUCAAACCAAAUAGUGACAUUUCGAGAGAGCGUUAUUCACAAAAAUUUAGAACAGUCUCUUUCAAAGCAAGGACUUAUUUUUCUGUUACUGACAUCCAGCAUCACUACAGAAAACUACUCUACUCAUAGACUGGAUCACGUAUUGUUCAAAUAUCAUGAAGGGAUCUUCAAUAAAGUGCCUUUACUGGUGACCAGCUUAAGUAUGUCAGAGGAGCAGGGCUAUAAGACUCUGUCUGGUUGUUGUAGCUCCAACGCCUUUUAAGGAGCAAUCAAUACAAACAGCUCAGAGUUUUUCAAUGAAGACGGAACUUUAAAAGAGGUACAGAAUAUAAAGGAACUUUGCAUCACUGUGCAGGAAGAAUUAAAGGAAAUAACCUCUGAAGUAUUAGACAGUGAGAACUCAGUAGAACAACUAACAAAGGAUAUAAAUAUACUAAAAGAGAAACUUGCAUUAAAGAAGGAGACUUUGGAGACUGAAGAAGGAGCAGGAGGAAGCGGUGACCCAGAAACAGAAGAGAAUGUUUUACUCUGUCAAGCUUUCCGUAAAUUUUUCCCAAAUCAAGAGCUUCUUCGUUCAUGUGUUGUUUGUUUGAAAGGCAAGCAGAUUGCUAGCAAGUCCUGUACCACUGAACAAAAGCACAGUGAAUUGGAUAAAUUAACCCUGAUGGUAGGAAGCUCUGAUUCUUCAGAUGAUGAGGAAGCAGUAAGAUCUAGCUUUAAACGUAAAUAUAUGGAGUGUGAAGAUUUUGAUGUUGAGGAUGAAAGGCCAUUCAAGAAAGUAGGUCUGUUAACAUUUGAGUCCCCUCCAAAAGUUGAUGAUAGUAGUGAUGAUGAUGAUGAUGAUGAUGAUGACAGUAGUGAUGAUGACAGUGAUGAUGACAGUGAUAGUGAUGAUAGCGAUAGCGAUGAUGAUGAUGAUGAUGAUGAUGAUGUUGACAUCGACAGUGAUAGUGAUAGUGAUAGUGAUAGUGAUACUGAUAGGGGUGUAGAGGAGAUUGAAGAUUCUGACAAAGAUGAUAUCAUUGAAUGUCCAGACUCACCACCUUUCUAAACCUGUUCAUAUAAUUGUUCUUACUGUCUUCACUAACUAAAAGUGAGCAGAGAAAAAAGUUUACUGUUACUAAUUAGAUAAGUUCUGAUAAUUUUCUUAAAAUGACAAAAGUUUUUGGAAAACUUGCUGUAUCGGUAACGUGGCAAUCUUUUAUUGCUAUUACAGUAUUCUAA